UGAAGGAGUCCUACUUGAAAGGAAAAAUGGAGACAAGGCAGCUGAAAAGAGAAGUGGAAGCCCUCAUUGGCGAUUACAUCGGGCAGAAACUCAGAGAAAAGUCAUUUGAUCCGAAAGGGAAGGGGACCUCCACGAUGCUGGAUGACCUGGCUCACUAUGACCUGGCCAUUACUGUUGCCCUGUGGUGGUUGGACAAAGAAGAGGGGCGGGAUGUGCUCGACAGAGACAUCAUUGGAGCAACAAGCUGCUCAGGAAGCGCUCAGUACCCAAACCGCUUGGAGCGAGAGGCCAUGAUCCUGUCCUCCUUUGCUGGGAUUAUCAUGAACCACCUUCCCGUGGAGGAGAUCCUGGCUCUGUACCGCUGCAAACCAGCAGCCUCAUUCCCCGACCAGCACUCCAAGGGCACACUGGUGUACCCCUUCACUCUGUCCUACCAUCCGUUAGCCAUGCUCGGAUCUUACAAGGCUGUGUACCACUCCAAGAAACACAGUAAGUGUGAAAAAUAA
Messenger RNA from Notothenia coriiceps (black rockcod), 506 nucleotides. RefSeq names its product chromosome 9 C2orf80 homolog (gene c9h2orf80). The transcript is spliced from 6 exons. Lineage: Eukaryota; Metazoa; Chordata; Actinopteri; Perciformes; Nototheniidae. The coding region runs from base 27 to 506 and encodes 159 amino acids. The record is from RefSeq and is a predicted model, not a curated record.